AUGCGUCGACCAAAGCAGCACAACGUCAACUCUUUCAACGGCAUCCUCGUUGUUAGCAUCGGUUUGCUUAUUAUCUCUGGCACCCGUGGCUUACUUCAUCCUCCAAUUUCGGUGUUGCAACUAACGUCCUCGAUAUCGGUUCCAAUUGAUCUGAACAAGAGAAAAGUCUUUAUGGAUUUGGGUUUCCAAAUGAACUAUAAUCUACCAUUUAGUCUCGACGCAUUCUACAAUCCGACCAUUUGGUCUAAUGCGUUGGAGCGUCGCGGCAAGCGUGAAUUGGAAAACUUUACGGGGGCAGCCAAUGCGUUAUUGGAGGCUGAGAGUGGUAUCCAUCCCAGGGAUUUUACUGCCGGCGAACUAUAUGCUGGCGCAGAACGUGUAUUAGAAGACUACGGCUUCCACAGAUCCUGCUUGCUUCUUAGCGUCUGUGAGCUGGCGCUGCAUCCCUUCGCAGAUAAUCAUAGUUACAACUUGUUUGUACAGGUCAUCAGCUUUUUACUAACACCCUCGCAGCAUGAUGGUUUUGGUCCACACGAAAAGUUAUAUCAACAUCGAUAUGAGCGUGCUGAGAAAUUGGGCUUCUUUGGCGGUGAUUGCCAGACAGCGUAUCCCAAGUGCCAGUUGGAUGUGUUGAAUAUAGUUACCAAACUAGUUAGAUGA
Drosophila grimshawi is the source of this 660-nucleotide messenger RNA. RefSeq lists its product as uncharacterized. Bases 1 to 660 code for a protein of 219 amino acids. The record is from RefSeq and is a predicted model, not a curated record. The transcript has 2 exons. Lineage: Eukaryota; Metazoa; Arthropoda; Insecta; Diptera; Drosophilidae.